Messenger RNA from Biomphalaria glabrata, 5917 nucleotides. RefSeq names its product ELMO domain-containing protein 3-like. The record is from RefSeq and is a predicted model, not a curated record. The transcript is spliced from 13 exons. The coding region runs from base 410 to 1834 and encodes 474 amino acids. Lineage: Eukaryota; Metazoa; Mollusca; Gastropoda; Planorbidae.
UCUAGUUCUGAUAAUUAUACAAUUUUUACAAUUUUGUGUAGAUCUAGAUUCUAGAGUCUAAAUUUAAUUUAAAAUUAGAAAUUAGACUAAAUCUAGACUAUUCUAGACUAUUUCUAUUCUAGACUCGAGACUGUAGACAUGAUCAUGAUCAUUCGUGAUGUCAUGAUGAUGAUCUAUUCUAGAUUAAUCUAGAUCUAUAAUAAUAUAUAUAAUAUCAUACCUUUUUUUAUAAUAAUGAUAAUGAUCUUUUAGACACAAUUGACUGAGUCUGAAUUGAAGUUUUAGUAAGACUAAGUCUAAUUUAAGCCUAAGGCCUAAGGCUUAGUGGCUAAGCUAAGGACAUAGUCAUAUUAUCCAUUAAUUGCAUUACUACCUCAUAUAUAAGAGAACUGAAUUUGUUUAACAUAAGAUGGAUGACACACAUUAUCCAGGGGUAUCUCUAAAUGAAUUGACCUUUGAAAUAAAUGAGGAGGAAUUUUCAAUUAAGCUUAGACCUGCCCCAGAUAAUCCAAAUCUUCCAUGCAACAAUGCUAAGGUUAACACAGAAACAUUUCUUAGUCAGAAAAAUGAAAAUCACUUCACAAAUAUACACAAUGAACAGACUCAAUUAUUAGACUUUGAAGACUGCAAUAUGGAAAUUCUGAAUCAAACACUCUUGAAAAACAGAGAUAAUGAUUCAGAAUUUGAAUUUGAUUUUCCAGAGACAUGCAAUCCCAAUGUUACAGAAACAAUAGACUUAAGGCCUACUAGUUUUACCAGUGUAUUAAAAAUAGAAGAAAAGAUUGUUCCUAAAGAUGAACCAGCAACUGAAGCAAGCAGCAAUGUACAAGUCAAUACAUAUUUUAAUCAAACUAAUAUUGUAGAAUACCAGGAUAAUGAAAAGAAGGAGCAAGAAUCAACAAAAAUGGAAUUGCUUACUUCAUUUGCAGAUGAGUGGGAUAAUAUACAGACUAUACAGCCUGAAAUUUUACAAACAGAUGCACAACCAAAAGGUUCUUCUGCUGAAUUUGUGUCAAAACCAUUGGUUACAUUCAGUCAGAUCUGGCCACAGUUUGAGUCACUUGAUUAUUCACCAGUUAAAAGUCAAAUAAAACCAACAGUUGAGCGCCAAGGAUUAUCUGCUUUUCUCCAUCUAUUAUUUGGACCUCCAAAAUUACACAGAGAUCUAAUGCAUCAAAGAGAUCUUCUGUUUUGUAUAGCUGCCACCUCAUUCCAGAAUGACAAUCCAAUCCACAAUCAAGUUUUACAAACUAUUUACCGCUGUCUGACUGGCUCCAAAUUUGAUUGUCCACGUUUCGGCAAUCACUGGGAAGAAAUAGGCUUUCAAGGUCAGGAUCCUGCCACAGAUCUUCGUGGAGGUGGAAUGCUUGCAUUGUUAAAUAUUUUGUUUUUAUUAAGAGAUUCCAGUACAAAGGAACUUGCUAGAGAAAUCUAUAAACUUUCAUUGCAUCCUACUCAGAACUUUCCAUUUUGUAUCAUGGGUAUUAACCUGACAAGAAUUUGUUUACAAGUUUUGCGAGAGGAAAUAUUUAACAAGGAAUGUAAUAAAAAUAAAGAUGUCAUCCACACUAUCAACUGUGUUUAUGCAUCUCUCUUUUUUUAUUUAUAUAACAAAUGGAGAACAGGAAAAACUAUAGCAGAUUCUGGAUUUAUAUUACAGGAAACUGAACUGUAUGCGCACAAACAUCCUAAAGCUGUCUUCAAGGAUUUCAACCUCAUUAAGAACCUAAAUAAGCAAAACAGUAGCCUAGAUGAAUCUCAUGAACAUUUGACAUUUUUCAGUGUUUGUAAUAAAGAAGCACCGAAUGAUAAAACCGCAGCAGAACUAUAUUAAAGCCUUCAAAACUAAUACAGAAAAAAUAUGGAAACAAAAAAGAUACCGGUAAAUAAAAUGUAUGAAAAUAAAAAAUAGAAAGAAAAGAUUUGGGAGGAUCACAGGUUUUUAUGCCUCUUUGAAUACAGAACUUUGAUUUCUAUAAUUGAACUUUGAAUAAAUCUGUUUUUCAUUGAAACCAUCAUCUACUUUUAUCCUUUCCAAUUCUUUCUGGAAGCUUUGGUAUCAAAGGCUUGUACCACAGUCUUGGAGGUGGUCAAUAAAAUACUUCAAUCAAUUGAGAGAAGCAUAAUUUCCUUAUGAAAUAUAACUGGAACCUAAAUGCAGUCUUCUUAACUGAGUCCAAAACAGAAUAUUUGAAGUUAAGGUCUCAUAAGGACUAGCAGAGAAAUCCUCUUAUUUCUGAUGGCUUGGAGGAAAAGCAUAUACAAAACAAUGAUUUAUAGAUGCUAAUAGAAUUACACAUAAAUAUAUAGAUUUACAGAAAAUGUCAUAAACAUCGUUAAACUCUGAUUUAGAUCUAUGUGCAAUAUCUCUUUUGUACACAUAUAUUUAAAAGAAUCAUUUGUGAUAAUGAAAAGAAUUGAUUUGUGAUACAUUUUAAUUUUGUGUGUGUGUGUACUGAAGUACAAAUCUAAAAUUGUAUAUAAUUUUUAGUGCUUAUAGUCAAAUGGUUAAUUUUUGUUUCUGACAAAAGCUAAAAGAUGAGAAAUAUUGAAAAGUUGGUUAUUUUUUUAUAUUACUAUGUGAUCCAAAACACAGAUUUUUUUUUUGCUAUCUGAUGGGCUGUAAACACUGGUAAAAUGUAUCAAUUACCAUUAAGUAUUUUAUCUAAAUGUUGAUUUAACUUUUAUAUUAUCAAAUUAAAAAAAAAAAUAUUUUACUAUCCAUGUCAAUGAAUUUCAUUAUUCAUUUAAAAAAAUAAAAAGUUUCCCAUUCAGACCAUGUGGUCUAUAGGGCAAAUAGUGUAUAUGUCAUCUGUUUCUGUGGCCAGCAAAAUGACCAUCCGCCUUUAUUUUUCCCCAACUAAUGUCAGGUACUCAUUAGAGCUGGGUGGACUCAGAGGCGCCCUAAAGAUCCUGAAAUAAAAAUCCCAGUCUUCAAACCUGGGACCUUCCGGUUUUAUAAGCCAAGCGCUUUACCAUUCAGCCACAGCGAUUAUUCAUAUAACAUAUAUAAAAUUUUAAAUAUAUUAAAGAUGUAUAAAUUCUAUCAAACAAAAUAUGGUGAUGCUCUGUCACAUUGUUCAUAUCAAAAUAUAUGGACUGUCUGAAAGAUGACUUAGGGAUUUAAGUUGUAUAAACAUUUAUCAUCCAAUCUUUUCCAUUUUUAGAUAUUUUAUAUAUUUAUACAAAGUUUGUUUUUAAAUAUUUAUAAUGGUUUUUGUUUUGUUUUUUACUGUUUAAAAAAAAAUGUUUUUACAUUGCCUUCUGAUCAUUAUUUUUCCCAUAAUCAAAACUUAAUAAGAAUCUUUCAUUUCGAAACUUUUAGAUAGUUAGUAUUAUUCUAAAUCUACAAAAUUCAUGAUGAACAGUGGUUAAGAAAUAGAUUUAAUUUUCUUUCUAGAUAUUUCCAUUAUUUGACUUUCAAUGAGCCUUAAUUAAAUAUCAUACUAAGAACAGCUGCUGACUGGGAAAAAUGGAGGAUUUUGGUUAGACGAACUGUCACAGACCCCCCCCCCCCCCUUUCCAAGACAAAAGUUCAUUAUUUUAGUCUAUUAUGCUCCUAGACAGUUGAUUAUCUUAGUCUGUUAAGUUCCUAGAUAGUUCUUUUUUUUUGUUUGCAGUUGAGAGCUGCCUGUCCAAUUAAAUAAUUCAGUUUUACAUGGUUAAUCAAGAACCCUAUGUCACAUUUUUGAAGAAUCAUCUAGUCCCUAUUAGUAAAUAUUAAUUGUUUUAACCAUGUACUACUAAGCCUAUAAAAUAUUAAAUACUUUAAAAAAACUUAUCUAAGGUUAGGGUAAACAAUAAAUUAAAUAAAUUAUGUUUUGUUUGGUGUAAUGCACAAAUUGUAAGACAAAUUUCCUAAUGGAUAAUAAAGAUUAUUAUUAUUAUUAUUAUUAUAAGGAAAAGAACACAUUUACAACUAUUUAUCUUAGAAUUUAUUUUCCUUUUCAAUAUAAAAUAAAAUAAUUAAUUACUUAUAGUUUAUUGACAAUUUUGUAAUUGAUUCAUAUUUUGUUUGGUACAACAAAUAACUGUUUUAAGUGUUAACUUGAUCCAAAAAAUGGGUAUUGAAGAAAUGUGUACAAAAACCCAAAUUAAAUAAUUCAUUUCCAGCAAUUAAAAUUUAUUAAUUAAUUGAUUUUUAAAAAUUUAUUCAUGUAUUGUCUUUGCCAAUGAAUAAUUGUGCAAAGUUUGAACUUGAUCAGAGAAUGGAUGUGGGAGAAAUAAGAAAUAAUGUGUUAAAUAUUUUUUUACCGGACAGAGUGGGUUGAUAUUAAGCUUUGUUAAAAGAUUUUUUUUUUUUUUGGGGGGGGGGGGGGGGGGGACGAUUUACUAAAGUUAACACAAUAAAAAAAAUUAAACUCUUUAAUAUUGAAAUGUAAUUUCUUAGUAAAUCACAUGGAUACACAGACCCAGCUGUGACCUACUUAGUUUGUCUCAUCUAUUGCAAAGCUAUUUUCUAUUAUGGUUGAUUUUAAGAGUUCUCUUUUCUCUUCUUUGACAGUAGCUUUCCUUUGGAUCUCAACUUCAUUUCAUGAUAGUUUUAAGGUUAUAGAUGUGUCUCUUUUGGAAACCAUUUUCUGCCAGGGCUUGCUUACAUUUUAGAUGGUCAUUAAACCAUUUACUGCAGGCACCUGUUAUACCAUCAUUUUUUUAAGCUCACAAAAAAAAUAUUUUCUUUGGCAUAUUGUUGUCUGUUGUAAAACAUAAGUGCCCUACCCAGCACAGUUGUUAACACGUAGUACUACCUUUAUACUAUCUAUGUGAUCGUUCUCAUUUUUUUUGUAGUAUAUUUGUGUAGUAUAUAGUAUAUUUGUGUAGUAUAUAGUCUUGCCAAAGAAUGCCCAUAAUGAAGUGUAAUCACCUUUGGUGAUAUUGUUCAAGAAGUCUUAGAUGCUUUCUAAAUAAGGUAAACAUGGAAGACACAUUUUUGACAGUCCAGCAUGCAUACCGCAUUUCCAGGCAGAUUGUCAAAAGGGCUGCAAAAGAUGUUUUUACAUUUCCCUCAACAGUGAUUUGUAAUUUCUGGUUACUAAAAUUUCCUAAUAAGAGAACUAUAUCCACUCUGUCUGUCUGGUAAAAAGUUUUAACACAUUAUUUCUCCCACAUCCAUUCUCUGAUCAAGUUAAAAUUAAUAGAGGCCAUCCACACUAAUUUGUAAAGCUGAGAAAAUUCAAUUUGAGGAAUAAUUAAUCAGCAAAGUCAUUGAAUACUGUAGGUUGCUACUUAUUCUAUCACUAGAGAUUUUCUUUUAAAAAGUAGUUUUUUUUUUAAUUUAUUUGGUGUUCUUAUAAAUUAUUGCUUUAAAUAAUUUAAAUUAAUUAUUUGAGAAAUUUCAGUAUGUAAUAAAAAGUUGAAUAAUCUACAUGUAAAACAUGACACUAACAUUAUCAUGAAAAUCCUAAAAACAAGGUAGAAAAUUGUUUAUUAUAAUAAUUAUUACAUUAGACACAUUCCUGACUUGAAUUUUUAAAAAUAAUAAUAAUAAAAUUUGCAUAUGUCAUGUUCAUCUGAAAAGGUGAAAUUUAUUCAUUCCAGUAUGCAAAGCUAAUGUAUUUAUUACAUUUUUAAAUUUUUUUUAUAUUUGAUUUUAAAUUUCUCCCUGGCAUUGAAAAGUGAGGAUAACUAUAAAAGUUUAUCUAUUGUGUGUGUGUGUAUUUUAAUUUAUUACAAUUGCACAUGUAGUUAGUAAGUUAUAAUUAAUUUUAUUCUAAUCCUGGCUGUGCUAUCUAGUAAUGUACCAUUUCUCUAAUAAUUGUUGACAGGGGCUUGUAACUCUUACAAAGCACUACCUUUGAAAGUAUAAUAGAUACUUAAGUCCUUAGUUUUUGCUAAAAAUGUGUUAAAAAAUAUCUUCCUUAUAAAAACUAAUUUUAAAUUGAUGUCUAUUGUCAAUUGUAAUAAAAUAUCUUAUUAU